This is a messenger RNA of Exophiala spinifera, 2967 nucleotides long. RefSeq lists its product as uncharacterized. NCBI's taxonomy places the organism in Eukaryota, Fungi, Ascomycota, Eurotiomycetes, Chaetothyriales, Herpotrichiellaceae. Bases 1 to 2967 code for a protein of 988 amino acids. Gene Ontology annotation, biological process: positive regulation of transcription by RNA polymerase II; DNA-templated transcription. The record is from RefSeq and is a predicted model, not a curated record. Gene Ontology annotation, molecular function: DNA-binding transcription factor activity, RNA polymerase II-specific; sequence-specific DNA binding; zinc ion binding. Gene Ontology annotation, cellular component: nucleus. The transcript has 5 exons.
AUGGGCGACGAUGUGACGGUGCGAUCCCUGUCCGCGGAGAGUCCGGCCGGCGAGGCUCCAGGAACGAACUCGCUUCACCUUGCCGGAUCGACCUUGGGCAACAACAAUCCUAAUGCACCAGACUCGCAACCGAACUCGCCGGUGGCCGAAAACAACGAUGACGAUGAGGAGUCUAAACCUCCUGCGCCUAUGCAAAAAAGGCGAAGAGUCACCAGAGCCUGUGAUGAAUGUAGACGAAAGAAGAUCAAGUGCGACGGCAAGCAACCAUGUACCCACUGCACUGUGUACAGCUAUGAAUGUACUUAUGACCAGCCUUCCAACCGGAGGCGGAAUCCUGCACCACAGUAUAUCGAAGCCCUGGAACAACGACUGCAGAAAACCGAAGCGAUCCUUCGUUCUGUACUACCAGGACUCGAUCUUGAGGAUCCGAAGUUCGAUGCCCGCUCUGUGGAACAAUUAAUCGAGACGUCACGAGUCAAGUCCAGUACCAAUCUCGGUGUCAACUCAAACGGCGUCAGCGGUAAGGCCCAGGCAUCAUCGGUGCCCGACAUGUCGAAGCCUGAAGACGACGCGCAGUUGCAGUCCAUGGUCGAUCGAGUUGGCGCAUUGGAUCUGGACCACGAAGGACAUUGGGAUUUCCAUGGCCACUCGUCUGGAUACGUUUACAUGAGGAAAUUCCGGGCCCAAUUCGGCGACUCGUAUCUCGACUCGUUUCGCAACCGAAACAAGAACAUUCAACAGCUUUUUGAAUCACCCCGAUCUGCCCAAUCCUCCCCGUACGAAAUCAAUCUCCCCCACGGUGUCGACUUGCCCCCGAAAGAAGUCGCCAUCGAACUGUCACUCAACACCCUGGAUGACUGUUGUGCUCUUAUGCGUCCAAUCCAUAAACCAACCUUUCUCCAACGCCUACACUCCCUCUACGACACUGAUCCUGAACAAUGGAAUAACAACCACUUGCAAUUCUUGCCCUUGCUGUACGUUGUCAUGGCCGUCGGAGGUUUGUUCUCCAAAUCGGAAGACAAAGGCACCACGCUUGACCUCAAAGGUUACAAGGAAGCAAUUGAACAGGGAUAUCAAUACUUCAACGCGGCAAAGCAGAUGCUUGACAUCACUGACUGCCGAGACCUCGUGACAAUACAAGCCAUUGUGUUCAUGAUCUUGUUCCUCCAGUCGAGCGCCAAGCUCCCAGUAUGUUAUGCGUAUCUGGGUAUUGCACUGCGAGCGUGUUGUCGAUUGGGUCUUCACCGCAACGUUCCGAAUAGAUUUAACCCGAUCGAACUCGAAGAGAGGAAGCGCAUAUUCUGGCUCGUCCGAAAGAUGGACUCUUACGUUGGCGCCGUUCUCGGACUUCCGCAGAUGCUGAGUGAUGACGAUAUUGAUCAAGAGCUUCCCAGCGAAGUUGAUGAUGAAUAUAUAACAUCGGAUGGUCUCCGGCCUAUGCCAGCCAAUGCUUUUCCUCUCAUGAAAGCGUCGAAUGCACAUACCAGGUUGACUAACAUAUUGAGGAAAGUCGUGAGCUAUAUCUACCCCGUCAAGGGGGUCAGCGGCAGUGGAAAUGCCGAUUCAAGGUAUACCAUCAGCCACAAGCGCAUACGAGAGCUUGAACGAGAUUUGCAGAGCUGGAUGGACCAGCUGCCCGCGGAGCUGAGGCCUUCCGAUCACUCUGGAAGGGACCUUGCCCGAGUGCAACAGCUUUUACGAAUGUCCUAUGCUCACGUUCAGAUGAUGGUAUAUCGACCCUUCAUCCACUAUGUAUCGCAGGCCUGCCAGUCCAGGAACGUGGAUAAGAGGAGUUUUGCCUGUGCAGCGGCAUGCAUAAGCGUCGCUCGGAACAUCGUCCACAUCACCACUGAAAUGAAGAAACGUGGCCUUCUAGUCGGCUCGUACUGGUUUGUCAUGUAUACGACUUACUUUGCGAUUCUCUCGCUGGUUUUCUUCGUCCUCGAAAACCCGCACAGCCCUACAGGUCAAGACAUUCUGAAAGAUGCGAUUGAGGGAAGAGACACCCUGGCUUCCCUUGCAAAACGCAGUAUGGCAGCCGACCGGUGCAGUGCCAGCUUAGCGGGUCUCUUCGAGGUUCUGCCGGAAAAGCUCAAGGAGCGACGAAGCUCUUUAAAUGCUGCCACCCAACCAUCCCGCAAGCGGCCACCUCCUGUCGUGACCGAAAACCAAGAGAGACAACCCGCCGCCAGUGUAUCGACGCCCAGCAGCUUAAGGGAGCACUCAGCGACUCCUAGCCGCACGAGAACCCUGCCUUCGGAUUUCCUUGCCAAAUUGGCAAAGAGAAAUUCCAUGCCUGAUCCCCAUGCACUCGCGGGUCUAUCGGAAGGUACCUCUACACAUAUGCAGAAUCAGCAAAUGCUCGGCUACCAAAGCCCAGUCACAGCGUCACCGAUGUCGAGCCAGUUUGAUUUCACACCACAGAUGGGGUCUGCCCAAAUCCCAGACCUCAAGAACGUCAUGUUCCCCAGCGAUAAUCCAUUCGCAUAUCCUAACCAGCCAAUCAGUACUCUGGAGUCUGGCGACGGCUCAUUUUCCUUUACGGAUCACAGCCUUGGGUUCAGUGACCACAACAUGGCCGGGACGCCUACCACUGGCACGGCGGCGAUGUCAUUGCCAACACCACAAUAUGACCACAGCUUUUUUCAACAGGGUGUCAAUGAUGCCUCGCAGGCGGCUCAGCCGUUUGGAAGCCAAAGCGGACAUUUUGGUGCUCCAAUCACGGACAUUCUGAUGCAGAAUGCGAUCGGAGGCGAACACAUGAACCUGGGUGGGAUACCGAAUUUCCGUGAUUCCAUAACAGCAACACCGACAACGGACCCAUCACAGUCAACACAGCCCGACGACUUCUGGAAAGGAUCGACGAGUGCGACUGUUGUCCCACCACCAGGGUUGGAAGACUACCUCGACAACGACCGAUUGGGGUGGGAUCCCAACUGGAACGAUCAUCACUACUACGCGACCUGA